Messenger RNA from Hyaena hyaena (striped hyena), 810 nucleotides. RefSeq names its product secreted phosphoprotein 2 (gene SPP2). The coding region runs from base 62 to 694 and encodes 210 amino acids. The transcript has 8 exons. Gene Ontology annotation, biological process: bone remodeling. Gene Ontology annotation, cellular component: extracellular region. NCBI's taxonomy places the organism in Eukaryota, Metazoa, Chordata, Mammalia, Carnivora, Hyaenidae. The record is from RefSeq and is a predicted model, not a curated record.
GGGUCACAUUUGAUCAAGAGCUGCUUUCUCAGACACAUAGACACGAUCUCGCUGCCUCUGAAUGAAGAUUCUUCCCCGAAUGGAGCAGAUAGGGAUGAAGAUACUGAUUGUGCUUGUUCUUGGAAUGAACUUGCCGUCUUGUGCAGGUUUUCCGGUGUAUGACUAUGACCCGUCCUCCUUGCGGGAAGCCCUCGGCGCGUCUGUGGCAAAAGUGAAUGCCCAGUCCUUGAGUCCGUAUCUGUUUCGAGCCUUCAGAAGCUCAGUCAAAAGAGUCUAUGUCCUGGAGCAGGACAGCUUGAACAUGGACCUGGAGUUCGGCAUUCGGGAGACCACAUGCAGGAGAGAUUCUGGAGCAGACCCUUCUACCUGUGACUUCCAAAGGGGCUACUACGCGCCGGCAGCUGUUUGCAGAAGCACAGUGCGCAUGUCUGCCGAGCAGGUGCACGACGUGUGGGUUCACUGCCGCUGGUCAUCCAGUUCUGAGUCUAACAGCAGCGAAGAGAUGGGUUUUGGGGACAUAUUUGGUUCCUCUACAUGGAGAAACAGCUAUCUACUUGGUCUCAUUCCUGACAAAUCCAGAAGUGAACAGUUAUAUGAACGGUCACUUGAAAGCCUGAGAAGGAUCUUUCCUCCUGAGAAUCGAGGGUACCCGUACAGGAGGCACAGAGCAAGAACAGACACUGGCUUUGAGUAACGGCCUCGAGCAAAAUGCAUCAGAAGGAAUAGAAGUUCCAGUGAAGAAAGAUACUUCAUGAACUGUGUAAUUUUUCUUUUGAUCAGUCCCAGUCCUUAAUAAAUGUCUUACUCUUC